Molecule: messenger RNA, 570 nt
Organism: Aureobasidium musti
Lineage: Eukaryota; Fungi; Ascomycota; Dothideomycetes; Dothideales; Saccotheciaceae
Source: the annotation of a GenBank genome assembly
CUUCAUUCUACAAUGUCUCACCAACCUUUCAACCGAACCGCCGCCAUGUCAGAGAAGAAGGAGUGCAUGCAGCCCGUUGAUGACACCACCGCGACUUCCUCUCCGGAAACCCAGGACAAUAUCAACAAGGACGCACCUGAGAGCAUCAACCAGCAAGCCCGUGCACCCGCCUUCCCUCUUAUAAAGCCUUACGAAAAUCUGCAGGCUCAAUAUGGUCAAAUGCACGACAAAAUGAUUGACUUCGUCGACAAAGGAAACCACGAGGAGGCCGAGAAAUUGGCUCACAAGCUCCUCUCGUUUGGAAAUUUGCCAGUGCUCUACAGAGCCUACGCUCACAUGAUACUCGCCCAUGGUCUUGAAGACUGCCUGUUCCAUGCCCAAAAGGCAGUCGAGGAAGCUGAAUGGGGUCUGAACAAGUAUGGCGACGACAAAGGUGCAGGAUCAAAGUUGCUUGCCAUCACCAAGCGAGUCCUCGCAAAGACUGAAGAAGCUGAAGCCAGCGGUGCUGAAGAAGAAGAAGAUGAUGGAGAAGCAGAGCUGGAACUUAAGGAAGAAUCGAAGGAUGAGUAA